Ixodes scapularis (black-legged tick) is the source of this 3132-nucleotide messenger RNA. Its product is annotated as protein nervous wreck. Gene Ontology annotation, molecular function: protein binding. The coding region runs from base 184 to 3132 and encodes 982 amino acids. Gene Ontology annotation, cellular component: recycling endosome; neuromuscular junction. NCBI's taxonomy places the organism in Eukaryota, Metazoa, Arthropoda, Arachnida, Ixodida, Ixodidae. The record is from RefSeq and is a predicted model, not a curated record. Gene Ontology annotation, biological process: neuromuscular synaptic transmission; regulation of actin filament polymerization. The transcript is spliced from 21 exons.
GGAGACAGUCGUGGAAAUGGCGCCCAACGCGGGGAUUCAGUCGGCGUAGCGCUAAUUUUGUGGUUCACUCCCUUGUUCCGAAUGCGUGCCCGGGAAUUAUUUGCGGCGAUAUUAGCUUCUCGAUAAGGUGGUAACGUCGCGAGAACCUUCGAGCCCUCGUACCACUGCUCAGGAUACUUCAGGAUGCAACCUCCUCCCCGAAAGGUGAAGGCGUACACCCAGCUGAGGAACAUCCACAACGAACAGAUCACCAAGUUACAGACGAAGCAUCAGCAGGAUGUGGAAUUACUCGAGGACCUACGAAAUUUCACAAAGAUUCGAGCCACGGUCGAAAAGGAAUACGGCAACGCCCUGCUCAAGCUAGCGACAACUUAUCUCCAGAGGAAACCGCCUCCGGGCAUCGAACUCAAGAGCGAAGACAACCAAGAUAACAAGACCGUAUUCGGAGUGUGGAGGAUGCUGCUAGACGAGACGGAGAAGAUCGCCAAGGCACGGCUGGCCGCCGCCGAGGUCUUCUCGCAGCAGAUCUCGGAGAACGCUAAGAACGUGCGUGCCAACAAACUACAAGUGGCCAAGAAGUGCUUUGAGAGUCUUCGACGCAUCCAAGAGGAAGUACAACAAUGCGUCCAAGAGGUGGACAAGACCAAGAAACUGUACUUCGAGGAGGAGCACAUGGCGCACGAGGCCAGGGAAAAGGCCCAGGAUGCAGAGGAGAAAUUAAAAAAGAAGAAAGGAAGAAUAUUUCAGUCCAUUACAUCGCUACAAAAGAAUAGUCAAAAGUUCUCCUCGCGGAGGGAGGCGUGUGAUAUCCAGUCCACCAAAGCGCGUAACGACUACAUCAUGGCCCUCGUGGCCGCGAACGCCCACCAGACGAGGUUCUACGAGAUGGACCUUCCAGAUAUCCUUCAGUCCCUAGAUUGCGACGUGUCGGAGAAAGUGAAAGAGUACAUUCAGCUGAUGAGCAGGACAGAGCUGCUAACCGUGACCGCCUGCAACACAUCCUUCACGAGGAUUCUCGAAGACGCCGGUCAUAUAACGCGCCAGUACACGGUGGAAUGCUUUCUUCAGGAGAACCAAGUUCUGGGGAAGCCCGUCAUGUACGAAUUCGACCCGUGCGACAACGACCAAAUCCAGGCCAUCUGCACGGAGCACCACGCGGACAUCUGCCUGAGCAAGGACGCCAAGAAGUGGGCGUCCGCCUUCAUGAAGGACUGCCGCACCCUCAGGGACGCCAACAAGGAACUCAACAGGAUACUCGGCCAGAUCGCCAAGGGAGAGAAGACCAUGGAAUCGGUGACAGGAGAGCAAGAAGACAUCGAGUUGAAACUCGAAGAUAUUAGGAACACCAUCCGCAAAGCCGAGACCAGUAAACUGAAGGCUGAAGCCCGCCUCGAAGCGUUGCGGGAAGGUGGCGUGAACGUGGACGAGUUCCUCAACUCCCUGGACAUCGACUCCCUCCAGAUCGAGGACCUGAGCCGGAAAGGCAGCACCGCGUCGCGGGGAAGUCGGAAGAGCUCGCGAUCGGACCUCAACUACGAAGACCAGAGCGAGACGAACGAGUCCUUCUACGAAAGCGACUUCGACGGUUCGUCGGAUGCUUCGGCGAACCAGCCGACGUCGUUUGUGGCAGGGACGUCGGACUCUGGCGACGACGUCGCCGUCGAGAAGGCGCCCGCCGCGGCACCCAUCGGGGGGUUGUUCUACGAGCAGGACCCCACGGCCGUCGUCUGGGACGAGGCGCCGGACGUGUCCACGUCGGCCGUGGACGUGAGCGAUGUGGACGGCAGCCGACUGGAGUACCAGGGAGAAGACCAGGAACCUCAAAGAGCUCAAGAGAGGGAGGACUCGUUGCAAGUGUCCGUCAAGUGCUUCGGGCUCUUUUCGUACGAGGCCGCUAACCCGGAUGAACUCAGCUUUGUGGAGCAAGAGGAGAUGGAGAUCAUCUCGGAGGGAGACGGCGACGGCUGGAUCAAGGCUCGCAACUACAAGGGCGAGGAAGGCUUCAUUCCCCAGAACUACGUGGAGAUCGUGGACGCUCAGCAGGCCGGGGCGUCCGGAGAGUCCUUCUCGAGCGUGGACUACCGCGUCGAGUCCAGCGAAGAGGUGAGCGGCGACGCUGAAUCUGCCGAAGCGUCCGGGCCUCCCGAAGCUGCCGCCGCAGAAGAGGUCAUCCCUCCCACGGACUUCCCCACGAGCCUCGCGCCACCCGGAGAAACGCGUCUCAGCACGGUCUACUGCCGCGCCAUCUAUGACUACGAGCCGAGCGGCUCGGACGAACUGGCCUUCCAGGAGGGACAAGUGAUUCGGAUUCUGCGGAAAGUAGUGCACGACGACGUUGACGACGGUUGGUGGGAGGGCGAGAUCGACGGCCAGGUGGGCAUCUUCCCGUCCCUCAUGGUCGAAGCCCUCAAGAUAACCGGAGAACCGCAGACGCCCAUGGACGAUCCGAGCAUGGACGCUCUUCCUCCUCCACCGGCCUUCACUCCGCCCAAACCCGCGUUCCUCGUGUCGCAAACCCCCGGCCAAGAGCAAGCGGACCAGGAAGCGCCCGACGGCACGGCGGUGCAAGCUCCGGAAGAGGCGACGAGUUACGCGCCUUUGGUGUCUAGUCCAGAAACUCCACCCACCCAGGAAGCAACUGCCGCCACAGAAAAAGUCGAGUCUCCAAAAGAGGAACAGAAGAAGCUGCCGCACCAGCAAAAGGUCACAGUCGUCAUCGAUUCUCCAGACGAGCCGCCACGUGAGUUCGCGGACAGCGACGAUGAGGACCAGGACAACGCAGACCAGUCUUCUGUCGUCGAAGCCGGGGACGUGGCGGCUGCUGAAGAAGCCGACGCUGUGCUCCAAACGGCCGAUGACGCCGACAAGCCUGCUGAAGCACCUGAAGCUGUUGAAGAUCAGGGGGCUGCAUCCGGGUCAAGGACCGAGGCAUCUCAAGAGCCAUCGCCCAAAGACCAGGACGCUGAAGCUGUUCCUGCCGUAGUUGAUUCUCAGCCUGAACAUCCGUGUAGCGCUGAAGAGACUGUUCCCGCCACGGUAGGCGAUGGUUCUGAUGAAAGCGCAUCGGCCCCAGCUGAGCAGUCUGAGGAACUCGCAAAGGCGGAUGAAGAGAACAACAACGCGGCUGAAUAA